Molecule: messenger RNA, 1529 nt
Organism: Neohortaea acidophila
Lineage: Eukaryota; Fungi; Ascomycota; Dothideomycetes; Mycosphaerellales; Teratosphaeriaceae
Exons: 1
Coding region: 282-1184 (300 amino acids)
Source: RefSeq, a predicted model, not a curated record
UUGGGGUUGGGGCGGCGGGGAGGAGCGGGCGCUAGAGAAGUGGCUGCAGCCCGCUGGACGAUCAUCCGUGGGGGUUUCUUGUUCUCGUUUCCGCGUCACACCACCUCUUGCCUUAUUGCUCGCCCCAAUUGUUCGUUUGCUUGACAUCUUCCCAUUCAUCUUCCACCCAGCUCUCACCCGACGUCUACCGUCCAUCACCCGCUCUUGCAUCUUCACGGCCGCGUGAGCUAGUGCAAGGGCCAGGCAGGUAAUGACGCUUGACGGAGCAAAAGCAACAAAGGAUGGCUGAUGCAGUGGCGAUGCCUGAACGCCGAAGGGGCGGUCUGAGUCGGGUGAUCUCGAGGAUCAAGCGCGCGGCGAGGAGGUUCAGCGAUGCUCGUGGAAGUGGACGCGGCCGCAGCGAUUCGACGAGAUCUGAUGAUGUUAUGCCUCGUGCACCUUCGCCGCCACAACAAACCACGGAUGAAGACUUACUAGCGGCCUCGGCGGCACCUGUGUUGCGUCAUGAGUCUGUCGAUGUUCAGCGAGUUCCGGCUACAAAUUCAGCGCCUCUGAUAGAAGAUACGGCAGCAACUCCCGCAGUCCCUCGCGAUCACAACUUGCCUCCUGAAGCAGGCAACGACAAUACCGACAACAAUAACGCACCCUUCACAACACCCGUACGAAACACCAGAGACCACUCAACACAAACAGACGUAACCCUCGAGCGAUAUGGGACAGCAUACGCAGAGGGUGAGCCGACUGACAUUGAAGAGAAGGCAGCGCGUACAGGCGAGCAGAAGGACUCCGCUGUUGUGCCCGUGUCCGCGGCCUUGUCGCCUAACAAUGCUCCAAUGGAAGAAGCGCAGGCGCCCCCUGUACCCCUCAGAGACUCGCUCGAGAAAGAUGACGACGGCGCCGACGACAACGAUCCCUAUAUCACGCAGUUGCGAUAUUCUGUCCGUCGCAGCUCUCGACCUGUGAUACAACUGGUGCUCCGGCCUAAGAUGGGCGCGACAGACGGCAGGCUGGGGAUCUACGAAGCCGACGGCGGAGAUGGAAAGCUAGAGCGCGUGUACCGCAGACCGCGGCAGCGCAUCCGCUGGACCUGUGACCGCUGUCAGACGACGACCGCGGCGAGUAAGACUAAGAGAUGUGCGGUGUGUGGGCAUGAAAGGUGCGAGGAUUGCGUUCGAUCUCCGUGAGUCUGCCCCGUGCCUUCAGCGGUCUGGCAGAAUUGCAUGCUGACUGGCGUUCGAAAACACAGGCGCAGAAAGACCGCCGCUCACACCGCUGCACCAGUGGUGGGCCAGGUGCCCCCGACCAAUGCAGUGCCUCCCAUUUCGACCAUGUCUGUUGCGCCGGGAUGAGAUAUCUUAACGACCUCGAAUGACCCUCAUGUUUGUGACUUUCAGCGUGGGUCGCGACUUAUGAUUAUGAAAUAGCUUGCUGGACAUCACCAUUGAUGAGAGGCUGAUAUGGCCCUGCAGUUAAUUGCUUUACGUACUCGCCAGGAGUAGCCUAAUCCGUGGUCUGGCCGACCAUUUAAU